AAUUCGGGCCGGGUUAGGGACGGAUCGGGUUGAAAUCAGGUCAAGUUAGUAACAAGUCGGGUUAAAUUCGGAUUUUGAUGGGUUAAAACGGGUUUAGGUCGAUUUCGGUUCAAGUCGGGUUCGGUUCAGGUCAAUAAUUUACGGGUUACAUUCGGGUUGGGUCAUCUCUAGGUUAGUUCAUUUUCGGGUUCAGGUCUCACAUACUUGGGUCAACUCGAGUCUAGGGUUGGUUUCAGGUCGGGUUUGAGUCACCAUUUUUUCGGGUUUAGAUGAGUCGGUUAAUAAUCGGGUUUGAGUCGAUGUUUCGGAUCGGGUUAACUUUUGAAAGCUCUACUACCAUGAUGCAAACAAAAAAAGACCGAGAAAAUAUUACUUAAAAUUUAAUAAACAAAAGUCAGAAAAUCAAGAGAAAUAGAAGAGCAGGAAUAACGAUGACGAUUAAUUGCAAAGCUGCUGCUACUAAAACACCAUACUUAGCUUCCUGUCUCCAUUAAUGGUGUUUUUCUGUUACAAGGCAAAUCACUUGGAACUUACAAUACUCAACAAAUGAAGAUUACUCCUAAUUUCAGAUGUUCUGCUUCCAUUGGUAAAUCUUCAACUCUUCUUCUUCCUUGUAUUAAUUCCCCUUUCAAUUUCAUCUCUCAAUUUUAUUUUUCACGACAUUUUUCCAGUAAAACAAUUAUUGCAAUUGAAGACCGUAAACUAUUUCUCAAUUUUGUUAGAGAACAAUGCAAAUUAGGGUUUUCCGAUCUCAUACUUCCACAAUCUCUCUUCAAUCAAUUGAUCUCUUUGCGUCGUCUUCCUUCAAUCGUCGUUUUCAGUCAGCUAUUGACUGCCAUUUCCAAAUUGAAACACCUUCAUCCUCAUUCCACCAUUGUAUCUUUCUUCAGGCAGCUUGAAUUACUGGGUAUUCGAUCUGAUAGGCAUUCGUUGGGUAUACUUGCUAAUUCUUACUCCCAUUUGGGUCGCGUUGAUUUGGGGUUCUCUAUUUUGGGUAAAAGCCUUAAGCUUGGUUAUCCUCGUGAUCAUGUUUUCUUUCACUCAUUAAUCAAUGGCUUUAUCAUUAAUGAUAAGCUCCCUCAAGCUGUUCAAUUGUUGGAUAAGACUGUAAAGUUAGGUUUCCAACCUGACAUUGUUACCUGUGGUGUUAUGGUGAAAGGGCUUUGUAGGAUCGGCGACAAUGCCGGUGCUCUCAGUUUGCUUAACAAACUGCAAUCUUCUACUCAUUGUAAGCCUAACCUUGUCAUAUACAGUACAAUUAUUGAUAGUCUUUGUAAAGAUAGGCUGUUGCGAGAGGCUCUGAACCUGUUUUCUACUAUGAAAAUGGAGGGCAUUAAACCAAAUGUUAUCACUUAUAACUCCUUGAUCCGAGGCCUCUACAAUUCUGGAUGCGGAAAAGAGGCUAAGCAUGUGUUGACUGAGAUGUUAAGGAGCAACAUCGUACCAACUGUUGACACCUACAGCAUUCUGGUUGACAUGUUUUGUAAAGAUGGUAAUGUUGAGGAAGCACAAGCCACAUUGCAGUGCAUGACUGAUAAAGGUGUGGCUCCAAACAUCAUAACUUACAAUGCUUUACUUGAUGGUUAUUGUUUGCGUGGUCAGAUGGAAGAUGCGGAAAAGCUACUUGACCUUAUGAAACAAAACGGCUGUGAGCCUAAUCUUAUCAGUUUCAGUACUAUAAUCAACGGUUAUGUCAAACUCAAAGACAUUGACAAAGCUCUUACUAUAUUAGAAACUAUGUUUGAGAAAGGGAUAGCACCAGAUGUUGUUACCUAUUCAACUCUUAUUGAUGGCUUGUGUAAAUCCAAUAGACUUAAACCUGCAUGCCAGUUGUUCGCAGAUAUGCAAGCUUACGGAGUUACUCCUAAUGUUGUCACGUAUAAUUCAUUGCUUGAUGGCUUGUGCAAAAGUGCACAACUUGAUGAGGCAGUUGCAAUACUUGAAGAUAUGGACGAUAAAGGUAUUAAGCCUACUACUGUUACUUACAAUAUCUUAAUGGACAACUUAUGUGAGGUUGGGCAACUUGAAGACGCAGUAGUUUUCUUCAGUGAUCUUCAAUCUAAGGGUCUACAGCCUGAUUCUAAGACAUACAAUAUCAUGACUAAAGGAUUCUGCAAGGAGGGAUUAAUGAAAGAAGCUGAUAAAGUACUGAGAAAAAUGGAGGAAGAUGGUUGUUUACCCAAUGAUAUCACCUACAAUACUCUCAUAAGAGGAUGUAUUCUCAAUAAUGACUUUUCCAAGGCCUUAUACUAUCGUGAUCUUAUGUUUAGCAAAGGGUUUCAAGCUGAUGCACACACUAUCUCAUUAUUUGUUGAUCUCUUGUAUUCUGAUAAGCUUAGUAUUUCGUCUAAGGGCCUGCUUCAGAAGUUCCUAGAAGGACUUGAAGUUGAAAAUAAUUAAGAUGAUUGCGAAUCAUGA
Messenger RNA from Chenopodium quinoa (quinoa), 2418 nucleotides. Its product is annotated as putative pentatricopeptide repeat-containing protein At1g12700, mitochondrial. Gene Ontology annotation, molecular function: protein binding. The record is from RefSeq and is a predicted model, not a curated record. The transcript has a single exon. Lineage: Eukaryota; Viridiplantae; Streptophyta; Magnoliopsida; Caryophyllales; Amaranthaceae. Bases 547 to 2400 code for a protein of 617 amino acids.